CGAACUUCAUGAACCUCCGUCCGAACACUCCGAACCAUCAAUCGCCCUCCCAAUCCGCAAUUGAACCCCCUCCACCACGAAACCUUUCACCGCGGAGUGCACCUUUCCUCUCCCGCCAACGAAUUUCUUCGAUCCGCAAUCAAACCGAAAACAAAAACCCGACCCGAUCAAAAUGCCCACCCCGGAAUCCGCCGCCUUUCUGGCCAAGAAGCCCACCGUGGCCCCGACCUACGACGGCGUCGACUACGAGGACAACGUCGCGCUGCACAACGCCCGCGACGCCAUCAUCCGCGAGCAGUGGGUCCGCAGCAUGAUGUCGCGGCUGGUCGGCGAGGAGCUGGGCAAGUGCUAUGCGCGCGAGGGCGUCAACCACCUCGAGAAGUGUGGGGUUUUGAGGGGUAUGGUUUUUUUUUUCUUUCCGUCUGAUUGAGUGUUCUUGCUGUGGUCCUUUUUGGGCGUGAUUGGGGUUAGGAUUGGAGGGGGUUUGGGGCUUGGUUGGAUGGGAUGAGGGAUUGGGGUGGUUGAGUUCUGAGUACUGCAUACUGCGUACUGAGGUUGAGAUUGAGGAGGGUUGGGGAUGGGAUAUUCUAUUCCGAGAGGGGUUGGCUGAAUGCUACUCUCAGUUGCCCACUGUGUGUUUCUGUCGAGGCUUGGGACAUAUGCUAAUAUCUUUCUGCUUCGUGUCUAGAAAAAUACUUCGAACUCCUCGGGGAGCGCAAGAUCAAGGGUUAUCUCUUCCAGGAGAAGAACCACUUCUCGCAGGAGAAGUCUGCUUGAAUUGUUUAAAAGGGUGAAAGGGGGG
Molecule: messenger RNA, 802 nt
Organism: Aspergillus brunneoviolaceus CBS 621.78
Lineage: Eukaryota; Fungi; Ascomycota; Eurotiomycetes; Eurotiales; Aspergillaceae
Product: putative NADH-ubiquinone oxidoreductase 12 kda subunit
Exons: 1
Source: RefSeq, a predicted model, not a curated record